CGGCGGGGCGCGGGGCGCUCCACCCCGCCUUCCGGGGACAACGGCGCGCGGCUCGGGGCUCGGCUGCAGCCACGCAGGCCCGGAGCGGCGCGGUUGUUUAUGGAGCUUCGGGCGGGGGCCGAGCCCGCGGUCGCGCCCCCCGCCCGCCGCCCGGGCCAUGCUGCCGCCCCGGUGCGCGGAGCCGCCGGGCCUCGGGGACUGAGCCGGGAGCCGCGGGAGGAGGAGGAGGCGCCGGCGCGCGAGCCGCGGCGGCCCCAGUACUAUGGCUGUGUACUGCUAUGUGCUCAAUAGCCUGGUGAUCAUGGACAGCGCCAACCAGGGGAAGCGCGGCGAGGCGCCCCCGCCGUCGGCCAGGCCCGCGCUGAGCCCGGGCAGCGUCUUCAGCCCCGGGAGGGGCGCCUCCUUCCUCUUCCCUCCCGCCGAGGCGUUGUCGCCGGAGGAGCCCCGGGGCCCCGGGGGCUGGCGCAGCAGCCGGCGCAGGUUGAACAGCAGCAGUGGCAGCGGCGGCGGCGGCGGCAGCAGCAGCAGCAGCAGCAGCAGCAGCAGCAGCGGUGGCGUGGGCAGCCCGAGCUGGGCCGGCCGCCUGCGAGGGGACCGGCCGCAGGUGGUGGCCGGCGGUACCCUCUCCCCGCCCGGGCCCGAGGAGGCCCAGAGGAAGCUGAGGAUCCUACAGCGCGAGCUGCAGAACGUGCAGGUGAACCAGAAAGUGGACAUGUUCGAGGCGCACAUCCAGGCGCAGAGCUGUGCCAUCCAAGCGCCCCGCAGCCCACGCUUGGGCCGGGCUCGCUCGCCCUCGCCCUCCCCGUGUCCCUUCCGCAGCAGCAGUCAGCCCCCUGGCAGGGGCCCAGCCCAGGGCACUCCCAGCGAGGAACGGAGGACAAAGUCCUGGGGGGAGCAAUGCCCAGAGACCCCAGACUCCGACCUGAGAAGACGAGGGCUCAGCUUGAGCCCCUCGAAGGACCACCACGAGGACGGAGUGGCACCUGACCCUGACCGGGCCUCCCGGAUGGACUCAGGGUUUCAGAGUCCAGGUGCUUCUGUGAGGAUGGAGAGAGGACCCUCUGUCAGUCCCCCCUGUGGCUCACCCUCAGUCAUGGAAAUUGACAAGAGGGUUGCUCCUUCUUUGGGAACUCAGAGUCUCCAGGCUCCUUCCUUGGAGCUGGUGGGGUCAAACUUAGUAACAGCCAGUAAAGGUGCAGCCACAGCCACAUCCCCUGGGACACACUGUCCACCCCAUCCUACCCUCAUUAAAUGCACCCGUGAGGAGCUUGAGGGCCUGCACCAACCCCAGGCCCAGGUGGAGAGGCUGGGGCUGUUUGUGGGCAGGGACACAAGCCCAACCCCAGAACUGGGUGGAACCCAGGGUGAAGAGCCCCCUGGGAGGGUGGAGAAAGGAAACCUGCCUGGUGGCCAGCCAGGCUCCAGGGCGCCAGAAGCAGGCAUAAGGCCAGAAGACAAGACUGUGACUACACAGAGCCCAGAGCCAUCCGAGGCCCCCAGCUGGUCCUGUCCCCCAGGAGACCUGGGCUCUGACCUGGGCUCUCCAAGUCCCCGAGAGGCGGGAAGUGGAGUCCCAGAGAUCAGUGAGACUCCGCAGCAUUGGGACAGAGUGGGGGAACAGUCUCCAAUGCUGGGCUUGCUUGGCGGGAGCAGCACAGCACAGACCGGGUCGGCAGAGGUGGAGGCAGGAAUUCCUUCUGGCAGAAUGCUGGAGCCUUUGCCCUGCUGGGAAGUAGCAAAAGAUCUGAAAGAGCCUCGGUGCCCUCCUGGGGACAGGAUGAGUGUGCAGCCUGCAACCUCCAGGGCUUGGCUGGUCCCCAUGGAGGAAGCUGGCCUAACCUGGACGUGUGGCACAGGGGUACAAUCGGAAGGGACUUGGAAAAGCCAGCCACAGGAUGGAGAUGCUCCUGAGCUCACGGGUUCGAACCAGAAUGACAAGAUUUCCCUGAGAGAGGUUUGCAGUCUCAGCAGCACACCUGCCAUCCCUGCUGUCAUCAUUACAGACAUGGGUGCCCAAGAGGACAAGGGCUUGGAGGAGCCGCAGGGAAGCCCCCGGAGCAACCUGCCUCUGAGGAAACUGUCGUCCUCUUCUGCCUCCUCCACUGGCUUCUCCUCUUCCUAUGAGGACUCAGAGGAGGACAUCUCUAGUGACCCCGAACGCACCCUGGACCCCAACUCAGCCUUCCUGCACACCCUGGACCAGCAGAAGCCCAGAGUGAGCAAAUCAUGGAGAAAGAUAAAGAACAUGGUGCACUGGUCCCCCUUUGUCAUGUCCUUCAAGAAGAAGUACCCCUGGAUCCAGCUGGCAGGACACGCAGGGAGCUUCAAGGCAGCUGCAAAUGGCCGGAUCCUGAAGAAGCACUGUGAGUCGGAGCAGCGCUGCCUGGAUCGGCUGAUGGCUGACGUGUUGAGGCCUUUCGUGCCUGCCUACCACGGCGAUGUGGUGAAGGACGGGGAGCGCUACAACCAGAUGGAGGACCUGCUGGCCGACUUCGACUCGCCCUGUGUGAUGGACUGCAAGAUGGGCAUCAGGACGUACCUGGAGGAGGAGCUCACCAAGGCCCGGAAGAAGCCCAGCCUGCGGAAGGACAUGUACCAGAAAAUGGUUGAAGUGGACCCCGAGGCCCCCACAGAGGAGGAGAAAGCCCAGCGGGCCGUGACCAAGCCACGGUACAUGCAGUGGAGGGAGACCAUCAGCUCCACAGCCACCCUUGGCUUCAGGAUCGAGGGCAUCAAGAAAGAAGAUGGUUCUGUGAACCGUGACUUCAAGAAGACCAAAACGAGGGAGCAAGUCACCGAGGCCUUCCGAGAAUUCACUAAAGGAAACCAUAACAUCCUGGUUGCCUACCGGGACCGGCUGAUAGCCAUUCGAGCCACCCUAGAAAUCUCCCCCUUCUUCAAGUGCCAUGAGGUUAUCGGCAGUUCUCUGCUCUUUAUCCAUGACAAGAAGGAACAGGCCAAGGUGUGGAUGAUCGACUUUGGGAAAACCACGCCCCUGCCCGAGGGACAGACCCUGCAGCAUGAUGUCCCCUGGCAGGAAGGGAACAGGGAGGACGGCUACCUCUCGGGACUGAACAAUCUCAUCGACAUCCUGACGGAAAUGUCACAGGGCGGCCCGCCCCCCUGAGGCCCCCACCUCACCUGCCCCCUCGCCCCUCUCCCCUUUGCUUCCCUUCUCCUUCUAACCCUCCCUUCACUUCCCCGGCCCGGCCCUGGAACUGACCCUGCUGAGCUGCACUACAAGACACUUUGUAGAGGAGGAGAGGAAAUUUUCGAGCUCUUCCCCUAAGGGCUUGGAGGUGGUGUUUCCUCUUCUCUCUGUAAAUAGAACCACCUUCUAGAAGAGAAGCUAAAACCAAGCCUGGACUCCCUGUGCGAGUCAGUUGUGCUUGCAGCUGGGUGGGAGAACCCCAGAAAGCAAGGCUCCCAUGGGCUCUUGGCAGGGGGCUGCUGCCCCCUGGUGGCAGGAGCCAUUAGCACAAGCGCUCAGCAGAGUCGUCUCCCACCCAGAAAACCCAGCGGCCAGGCCAGGUUCCUGCUUUGGGGUAGCUUGGGAACACAUGUGGCUUGUGAGCAAUGCACCCUCCUCUGAGCAGCUCUGGGCUUCCAGAGAUGCCGAGAUGGCCCUUCUAUGGUCCCCCUCCCCCACACCUUGGCUUUGGGCAGAUCAGGGUCCUGGAAUGGGCAGAAGCCAUCUUGGCUAUGCUCUGUGACCUAGGCCUUUCCAGAAGGAUGGCAGGCAGGAGCUGCGUCCUUCCAUCUGGAGUUGCUGCCCAUGAAUUCAGAGGGGUAAUUUCUGUAAAUCUGAACUUCCAGGGACACCACACUAACCUCUCAGAGCUGCCGGGUGACCUAGCUGUGCUCCCACACUCUGCCCCUGCCAUGUCACAGUCUAGGGCCAAGUGGAAGUGCUCGCUCAGGGCACCAACAGCCCCCCUGGGACCUGUAGCCUCUCUGGGUCCCCACUCUGCCCAAGGAGGGUACUUGUCUCAUGUCCUCAUGUCCCUGGUGCUAACUGUCAAUCCUGCCUGCGUACAUGGGGUCCCUAACUAUUUGGGGGUGGGAGAUGGGGGUGAGGCAGGGCUCAGGCCACUGCCAGGAAACAGGAUUCUGGUUUACUGGCUUUGCUUCUGAAUUUCCACGGAAAUCAUUUGUACGGCUGGAGGGCUUAGACCCAUGUGGUGUGGGCAGCUUCCAGGGUAGUGAUGGGUGUCCCUGGGGUCCCUGUGCACCUUGAAGACGUGGGGACCAUUCGUAAGCCUUAUUUUAACUGUAACACAAGUCUGCCUUGCUGAGAAGAACAUACAGUUGCCUGACUUUAAGAGCCAAACUCCCGGCUCUUGCCAUUUGGGGCUGUGCCCCAGGCCCCUUGGGGUUUGCCACCCCUUCCUUGGCUGUCAGAAGUUCGUUCAGGAAUGCAGCAGGGAGGAGCACUUGAUGGGUGCCCAGCUAGCAGGUGCAGCUCGGGGACCCCAAGGGAGAGCGUGUGGACCAAGAUGUGUAUCUGCCAGGACAGCUUCGGGGGGUGGAGGGCUGCCACCUGCUCUGGACCCUGGGGUCUCUGGAGGGGACUGUGUUCCUGCCAUGUGACACAGCAGUUUCCUCUUUCAUGC
This is a messenger RNA of Castor canadensis (American beaver), 4613 nucleotides long. RefSeq names its product inositol-trisphosphate 3-kinase B (gene Itpkb). Lineage: Eukaryota; Metazoa; Chordata; Mammalia; Rodentia; Castoridae. Gene Ontology annotation, cellular component: nucleus; cytoplasm. Gene Ontology annotation, biological process: inositol phosphate biosynthetic process; phosphatidylinositol phosphate biosynthetic process. Gene Ontology annotation, molecular function: inositol hexakisphosphate kinase activity. The record is from RefSeq and is a predicted model, not a curated record.